ACACAUUUCUGGGUUAUCGCGCCGAGCUAAAACCCUCCUCUCACUUUAAAUCAACAAAUCCAUAAACCCUAAACCAGAGAGCGAUACUGAAGCUCCUUCAAUGGCGACCUCGAGCGAAGCACACGCUUCCGUCAUCACCGCUCCGAGAAGCCUCUCGCCGCCGAAACAAACUCACCAAAACUUCUUCGUGUGGAGAGAGUUUCUGUGGGGAGGUAUUGCUGGGGCGUUUGGGGAAGGAAUCAUGCAUCCAAUCGACACCGUAAAGACUCGGAUUCAAAGCCAGGCUAUUUUCAGUGCAAGUCAGCAUCAAAAGAGCAUCCUGCAGAUGGUACGAACAGUCUGGGCUGUUGAUGGAUUAAAAGGUUUUUAUAGAGGCAUAGCUCCUGGUGUCACUGGUUCUCUUGCAACUGGAGCAACAUAUUUUGGUGUCAUAGAGUCGACCAAAAAGUGGAUUGAAGAGUCACAUCCAAACCUUGGGGGACAUUGGGCGCAUUUCAUUGCUGGAGCAGUUGGAGAUACACUUGGUUCUUUUGUAUAUGUUCCAUGUGAAGUGAUGAAGCAACGCAUGCAGGUUCAAGGGACAAAGGCUUCUUGGAGUUCCGCUAUGCUGAAAGAUAAUAUCUCUAUGAAGCCUGGUAUCCAUAUGUAUGAUUACUAUACAGGGAUGUUCCAGGCGGGCUGCUCAAUAUGGAAGGAGCAGGGGCCAAGAGGAUUAUAUGCAGGAUUCGGGUCAACACUUGCAAGGGAUGUGCCUUUUGCGGGUCUGAUGGUUAUGUUCUAUGAAGGCUUGAAAGAUUUGACAGAGUAUGGGAAGAAAAAGUACAUGCACAAUCAGAAUUUCCAUAUUAAUAGUUCCUUGGAGGGACUUAUACUAGGAGGACUUGCUGGUGGCAUGAGUUCUUUUCUUACCACUCCCUUUGAUGUGAUCAAGACAAGAUUGCAAGUACAGGGAUCAACAUUGAGGUACAAUGGCUGGUGGGAUGCAUUGCGAAGCAUUUGGAUUACUGAAGGUGCAAAGGGAAUGUUCAGAGGUAGCAUCCCCAGGGUUACAUGGUAUAUUCCAGCUUCAGCUCUUACAUUUAUGGCUGUGGAGUUCCUCAGAGACCAUUUCAAAGAGGGAGUGAGCAUUGAUGGCGUGCAAGAAGUUGCUAGCUUGACGGUAGAUAAAAAAAAUUCACCUUUACAAGGUUCGGCUUAAGAAACUUAUACCGGGUAUUAUCCCAUUGAUCCCGUCCAGUUUGUUGCACAUAUGGAUCCAAGUUACAGUCUUCAGAUGAAUAAGUUACAUUGUCAGGCACAACUUACUGAAUUUGCUAGGAUGAACAUCUAACCUAUUCUACUACAUUUUGGUGUAUAUAUUACAGUAUUUUGGUGCUGAUGAAAACAACUUGGUAACUGCAAAAAAGGGUCAAAAGAGCAAAAUAUGAGUUAGUGGCUGUGUUUUUAGUUUCAACGUUUACAACGAGACGAACAAAUUUUUAUUAUUUCCUUUCUCCCUGAUGUUCAACUGGAGGCUUUCCAUGUACUGUUGGGAGUCCUAUAAUCCCAUAAUCCUGAGCAAGGGAUUUGUGCGCGUGAGAACCAUCAGCAGCUACGGUGCCACGCCCUUCAGCACAGUAGCCGCUUUCUCCCAUAAAGGAGUCGGAACUUGACAAUGAUCACACCACGGCGCGUAGAAUUCAACCAGAACAACUCCGUCCGUCCCGAACCUUGGACGUGAAGUUGGAUCGAGUCAGCUGAAGCACUGGUGAUUAUGGUGUGUAAAGUGCAUCACAGACAAUGAAAAGACGAAGAAGAACAAGAAGAAGACCGGUACAGCUCGAAAU
Messenger RNA from Fragaria vesca subsp. vesca, 1826 nucleotides. RefSeq lists its product as uncharacterized. The record is from RefSeq and is a predicted model, not a curated record. The transcript is spliced from 9 exons. Bases 101 to 1198 code for a protein of 365 amino acids. NCBI's taxonomy places the organism in Eukaryota, Viridiplantae, Streptophyta, Magnoliopsida, Rosales, Rosaceae. Gene Ontology annotation, biological process: transmembrane transport.